AUGCCGACGACGAUCGAUUGGUCCGUCGUGGACUUCGACGCGGACGUGGGACGCGCGCACUGGACGCGCGAACGGCGACGAGAGACGGGGGCGCGCGUUCGACGCGCGCUCGAGGCGGCGGCGGAGACGCGACGCGCGGGACGCAUGGCGACGUACGACGAAUCCGGCGACGAGGAGGAGAGCAUGGAGCGCAUGAGCGUGGAAUUCGCGGCGGAGGCGCUGAUCGCGAGCGGGACGUACGACGCGGACGCGAGAGCGGGAUUGAGAACGCGGGCGACGCGCGCGGGCGAGUCGUGGAGGACGUUCGCGGAGGCGGAGGACGGCGCGGCGGAGCGAAUGCGACGCGCGGCGGCGUUGGACGAUGGGAGCGAAUCGGAGAGCGAAGAACGAGCGGAGGGGGAGUGGUCGUGGACGCGGGCGGUGAAAAUCGGUGGAGCGGCGGCGAUCGGGGGGGCGGCGUUGUUCGUCACGGGGGGGGUCGCGGCGCCGGCGGUGCUGGCGUCGUUGAGCGGGCUGGGCGUGAUAGGCGCGGCGACGACGGGGGUGUUGGCGACGCUGGGCGGCGUCGGCGCCGUGUUCGGCGCCACGGGCGCGGGGCUGACUGGGUACGCGAUGUUGCGUCGAACGUCGACGGAGAUGGAACAGUUUCAGUUCAUUCCUCUGCGCGGCGUCGGGCGACGAUUCGCGCUGCACGUGUUCGUUCCUGGAUUUUUGCGCGAUGAGCGCGAUUUACUCCGCGCGUGGGGAGCGGAAAAGAAUCAAUACGUCGUCGUGAUCGAUGAUCCGGGCGAACUCGGGAUGACGCUCGAGCGCGACGACGACGGCUAUUUGAUCGUGCAAACCACCGACGCGUUGAAGCAGACCGUCAAGGGCGCGGCGUCUCUGGCUGGGGUGAUCUCUGGGAGUAUCUUGGUUUCUUACCGCUCGAUCGAUCCGCAAGAGUUGGCGCGUUCGCGUUCGAGUAAAAUCUUGAGCAAGAAGGGCAAGACGCCGAAGAUUGAGGAACUGGAAGCCAUGCCGCGGCCGUUGGAGCUACGACUGCAACUCACCAAGGACGAGGCGUUGGAUAAAAAAAUGGACUCGCUGGUGGAAAAGAUGAGGGAGGUCGUGCUGGAGAAGACGAUCGACGAGAAGGACGCCGAAGCGCCGGCGGCAAAACCUGAGUGGGGAAAUCACACCGGCGAACAAUACGUGCUGAACUGGGAGCCGUCCACGCUCACCGAACUCGGCACCGCGAUGCAGUUCGUGGGUGGUAAGUACGCCAUCACGGUCGCCGCGCCGAAAGUUUUAGCUCGAACCGCGCUCGCGUCGAUCACGACCGCGGUGUCUUGGCCGGUGACGCUCCUCAGCUGCGCGUGCUACCUAGACAAUCCGUGGACGAUUGCGCGAGCAAAGGCGGAAAUCGCCGGGGAGGAAAUCGCCAACGCUUUGCUCACCCAGCAGCACGGUCGACGACCCGUGACGUUCGUGACGUACAGCUCUGGCGCGUUUGUGGUUCAGAGCGCGCUGAUGAAGCUCCACGCCGCUGGUGAAAAGGGAAAGAAAAUUGUCGAGCGCGUCGUGUUCAUUUCGGCGCCGAUGUCUACGUCGAAUAAAGUCUGGGAACCGAUGCGAGAAGUGGUAUCGGGGCGACUGGUCAAUGUGUACGUCCCCGACGACUGGAUGCUGCUGUUCUUUUAUAGACUCAAGAGCGUUGAUACGACGCUCGGAUUGGCUGGGUUACAGCGCGUCGAUAGAGAUGACGUCGAAAACUUUGAAAUGUCUUUUAAGCACGCGAACAUCCCCGACGAGAUGUCUCGCAUUCUCAACGAAAUAAAUCUCGACGAAUAACGAGGUAAAAAACGUACGAUCUAGCUACUUGUUGUACUA
This is a messenger RNA of Ostreococcus lucimarinus CCE9901, 1869 nucleotides long. RefSeq lists its product with no specific name. Bases 1 to 1830 code for a protein of 609 amino acids. The transcript has a single exon. NCBI's taxonomy places the organism in Eukaryota, Viridiplantae, Chlorophyta, Mamiellophyceae, Mamiellales, Bathycoccaceae. The record is from RefSeq and is a predicted model, not a curated record.